GUCUCCAGGGAGGGCGAGGGCCUCCUCGACGCGCUCGCCUCCGUGGGGGCGCUGAUGUCUGGAGGUCCCCGCGCGAGCGCCGCCACCAGCCCUCCGAGGGUGCCCUCGCCGAGCCCGCCGCGCGCCUCCGCGGCGCCCCGCGCCGGCGGCCGCGCCAGCGCUCCGGCGCCGCGCCGCCUGGCCGCCUCCUUCACACCGUCGCGCAGCAGCCCGCGGCGGCGGAGAGCCCGCCCGCGAGCAGCCCGCCGCGCACCUCGCGGUCGCCGGGCGCGCCGCGGCCGGACGGCCAGGCGGUGCGCCUGCACGAGGCGGAGCGCCGCUGCCGCGCACAGGAGCAGGCGCUCGAGCGCAUCAGCAUCGACUUCCAGCACCUGCGCGUGCUGAUCGAGCGGCUGGUCAUGGUGGCGGACUCAGAGCCCGCGGGCUGCGACGCGGCCGCCCCCCCCGCCGCCGGCAGCUUCUCGGCCCUGCUCCAGCGGCUGCGCGGGCUCUGCGCCGAGGCGCACGCGCGGCGCGGCCCCGCGGCGCUGGAGGUCGGCGACGGGGCGCUGCCGGCGCGGGAGCUCUUCGGCACCUCGCCUGGCCGCGGCCGCCAGUAG
Prorocentrum cordatum is the source of this 599-nucleotide messenger RNA. Lineage: Eukaryota; Dinophyceae; Prorocentrales; Prorocentraceae. The record is from the annotation of a GenBank genome assembly.